AUGCCCGAAUCGGUCUGCCUGUGCCGUAUCCAAGAUAUUCCAGGCAAGGGCCUUGGCCUUGUUGCAGCUGCAAGAAUCCCAAAGGGGACACGCGUCCUUUCGGAAGCACCUUUAUUAGAGCUGUCCCGAAAUGUCAGGUCGAUGGAGCAUCUUCGUCUGGACCUGGCUGACAAGCUUGCCGCUUUAUCUGAGGAGCAGAGGCAAGCCUAUUUGUCCUUACAAAACUCUUAUACAGAAGAUGGCCCAGAAUUAGGUAUCGCCAGAACCAAUGCUCUUCCGCUCGGCUCGAAUGCAACGAGAGUUGGUGUUUUUUUAGAUGCAUCUCGCAUCAAUCAUUCCUGCAAACAAAACGCACAAAACACAUGGAACGAAAGCCUUCAACAACUCACUAUACAUGCGAUCCAAGAGAUUGAGGUUGGUUCAGAGAUCACAAUUAUUUAUCUGUCAGAACGCGGGGAUUAUGAGUCUCGUCAUCAUGCUCUCCAAGAUAAGUUCCGCUUCAAUUGUAUAUGUGAACUCUGUUCCUUGCCAGUCGCUGAGCGUAAAGUGAGUGACAGACGUUUGAUCGAAAUCCAAGCACUUGAUCACUCCAUCGGUAAUGGAUCGGCAGUAUUACAUGCGCCGCUCAAAAUGCUCCAGCGCGUACAGAGGCUGUUACACCUGCUCACGUGUGAGGGGAUCGGUGAUGCGACAGUCCCUCGGGCUUAUUACGAUGCCUUUCAGAUUGCCAUAACACACGGAGAUCAGGCGAGAGCCAAGGUCUUCGCUGAACGAGCAUUAUCAGCCCGGGUACUUGUCGAAGGAUAUGACAGCCCAGAGGUGGAGAAGCUACAAAAGCUAUCCAAUGACCCAUCCCAGCAUGCAUCUCAUAGCUUGACCACAAGAUUGGUAUCCACGAUAGACGAGAUCCCAGCAGACAUGAAAGACGAUGAUUUCGAAGCCUGGCUUUGGUCUGAAAAGAACUGCAAAGACCAGCAAUUCAUUCACUUUCGGGACGAGGCAGCAUUUCCUGCUUUUGAAGACUUGCCCGGCGAAGACGACGUCGACCUUGAUUUCUUCCAAACUGAGGAUGGCUUUUCCUAUCGGCCCGGGAGACAUUGGGCUUUCCUGGGCGAGAUAACAAAUGCGGAGUUCUUGUUUCGCCUAAGACUCUUGGUCAAAGAUAGAAGGGAUCAACAGAUCCCGGUUGCUUUCUACACUAGUCAAGCUGGGAGAGAGGUCACUCCCGAGAUGCUCAAACCGGGGUACACUGUCGUUGUAUUCUACGCCGAAAGUCACGCGUUUAUGGACUUUUCGCAAGGCAUACGACAAGAGGAUCAGGAAACUCUGAAGGUGAUGACCACUAGCAAUUCUUCCUUUGGUUAUGCUAACUAUUUGGGUCUAUAG
Fusarium coffeatum is the source of this 1386-nucleotide messenger RNA. RefSeq lists its product as uncharacterized. Lineage: Eukaryota; Fungi; Ascomycota; Sordariomycetes; Hypocreales; Nectriaceae. The transcript has a single exon. Gene Ontology annotation, molecular function: protein binding. The record is from RefSeq and is a predicted model, not a curated record. Bases 1 to 1386 code for a protein of 461 amino acids.